Molecule: messenger RNA, 5155 nt
Organism: Anarrhichthys ocellatus (wolf-eel)
Lineage: Eukaryota; Metazoa; Chordata; Actinopteri; Perciformes; Anarhichadidae
Gene: ppip5k1a
Product: diphosphoinositol pentakisphosphate kinase 1a
Exons: 31
Coding region: 388-4611 (1407 amino acids)
Biological process (GO): inositol metabolic process; inositol phosphate biosynthetic process
Cellular component (GO): cytosol
Molecular function (GO): inositol hexakisphosphate kinase activity; 5-diphosphoinositol pentakisphosphate 1-kinase activity
Source: RefSeq, a predicted model, not a curated record
AAAAAAAAAAAAAAAGAUAGGUUUCACAUGCAAACUGUCAAGCGAGCCGAUGGCAGCGAUACAAAUCCUCCAGCUACUCUGUGACGUACAAAUGGAGGACAGGACUGUCACCAGAUAAUCGGUGCUGAGGACUCUUGAGAAACCCAUAUGAGAUGUGAAGAUUGAGUGACUUGAAUAACGGCGUCAUCACAGAGGACUGAACCAUCGCCAUCAUUUCACACGUAACCUUUCUCCGCCUCACAAACGCACACCUUCGUCCACCCAUCUCUGCUCUCCAGCCCAGGCAGAGCGGACCCGGCGCUGUCCCUCAGGCCUCGCACCCUCAUAUCGGCUGUGUUGGUGUACGAUGGCACGGUGGGACGCUGAGGGCCGCCGCGGGGGACUGUGAUGUCAGAGCCCAACAGCCCGGGCGAGAGCCGGCGUGGCGCUCCCAGAUUCUUCGUGGGCUGCGAGGACGAUGAGAGCGAGGCCCUGGAAGACAGCAUGAGGACAGAGAUGGACCUGUAUGAGGACGACGAAGACACGGACUUGCCCCCGGAGCGACAGAUCGUGGUGGGGAUCUGCUGCAUGAUGAAGAAGUCCAAGUCCAAGCCGAUGACCCAGAUCCUGGAGAGGCUGUGCAAGUUUGAGUUCAUCACCGUGGUCAUCUUCCCUGAGGACGCCAUCCUCAACGAGCCCGUGGACAAAUGGCCUCUGUGUGACUGCCUCAUCUCCUUCCACUCCAAGGGCUUCCCGCUGGAUAAGGCCGUGAGCUAUGCCAAGCUGAGAAACCCUCUGCUCCUCAAUGACCUGAACAUGCAGUACUACAUACAGGACAGGAGAGAGGUGUAUCGCAUCCUGCAGGAGGAAGGGAUUGAUUUACCGCGCUACGCUGUGCUGAACCGCGACCCAGACAACCCAGAUGAGUGUAACCUGGUGGAAGGAGAGGACCACGUGGAGGUGAACGGAGAGGUGUUCCAGAAACCUUUCGUUGAGAAGCCCGUCUGCGCCGAGGACCACAACGUCUACAUCUACUACCCCACCUCUGCUGGUGGAGGCAGCCAGCGGCUCUUCAGAAAGAUCGGCAGCCGGAGCAGCGUGUACUCACCGGAGACCACCGUGAGGAAGACGGGCUCUUACAUCUAUGAAGAGUUCAUGCCCACAGACGGCACGGAUGUCAAGGUCUACACUGUGGGGCCCGACUACGCUCACGCUGAGGCUCGGAAGUCCCCGGCUCUGGACGGGAAGGUGGAGCGAGACAGCGAGGGGAAGGAGGUCCGCUACCCGGUCAUGCUCUCUGCCAUGGAGAAGCUGGUGGCCCGUAAGGUCUGCCUGGCGUUCAAGCAAACUGUGUGUGGCUUCGACCUCCUCCGAGCUAAUGGACACUCGUAUGUGUGCGAUGUCAACGGUUUCAGUUUCGUGAAGAACUCGAUGAAGUACUACGACGACUGUGCCAAGAUCCUCGGGAACAUCGUGAUGCGUGAGCUGGCUCCUCAGUUUCAGAUUCCUUGGUCCAUCCCGACGGAGGCGGAGGACAUCCCCAUUGUUCCCACUACUUCAGGGACCAUGAUGGAGCUACGAUGCGUCAUCGCUGUCAUCCGUCACGGAGACAGAACGCCGAAACAGAAGAUGAAGAUGGAAGUCCGCAACCCCAUGUUCUUUGAUCUAUUUGACAAAUAUGGAGGAUACAAAACUGGGAAAUUAAAGCUGAAGAAGCCCAAACAACUGCAGGAGGUGCUGGACAUCACGCGUCAGUUGUUGGCAGAACUAGGACAGCACAACGACUGUGAGAUAGAAGAGAAGAAGUCCAAACUGGAGCAGCUGAAGACUGUUCUGGAAAUGUACGGCCAUUUCUCUGGGAUCAACAGAAAAGUGCAACUAACUUACCUGCCCCAUGGGCAGCCCAAAACCUCAAGUGAGGAGGAAGACACGCGUAAGGAGGGUCCAUCUCUGCUGCUGGUGCUGAAGUGGGGAGGAGAGCUGACGCCUGCUGGCAGAGUUCAGGCGGAGGAGCUGGGGAGAGCCUUCCGCUGCAUGUACCCCGGAGGUCAAGGAGACUACGCUGGAUUUCCAGGCUGCGGCUUGCUCCGGUUACACAGCACCUACAGACACGACCUGAAGAUCUACGCGUCCGACGAAGGCAGAGUGCAGAUGACUGCCGCGGCUUUCGCAAAGGGUCUGCUGGCUCUGGAGGGCGAGCUGACACCCAUCCUGGUGCAGAUGGUGAAGAGCGCCAACAUGAACGGGCUGCUGGACAACGACAGCGACUCGCUGAGCAGCUGCCAGCACCGCGUCAAGGCCCGACUCCACGAGAUCCUGCAGAAGGACCGGGACUUCACCGACGAGGACUUCGACAGGCUGGCCCCAACCUGCAGUGCCUCUUUGGUGAAUUCAAUGAAGAUAGUCCAGAACCCGGUGGCCACAUGUGACCAGGUCUACGCCCUCAUUCAGAGCCUCACCUCCCAGAUCCGCACAAGGAUGGAGGACCCCACGUCAGCCGACCUGCAGCUGUACCACAGCGAGACUCUGGAGCUGAUGCUGCAGCGCUGGUCCAAACUGGAGAGAGACUUCCGCAUGAAGAACGGCCGCUACGACAUCAGCAAAAUACCGGACAUCUACGACUGCGUGAAGUACGACGUCAUCCACAACGGCACUCUGGGCCUGGAGGACACGCUGGAGCUGUUCAGACUGUCUCGAGCUGUGGCUGACAUCGUCAUCCCACAGGAAUAUGGCAUUAAUAGAGUGGAGAAACUGGACAUAGCAUAUGCCCACUGCCUCCCACUGGUGAGAAAGAUCCAGCUGGACCUGCAGAGGACCCACGAGGACGAGUCCGUCAACAAACUGCACCCGCUGUACUCUCGAGGUGUGAUGUCUCCGGGGCGCCACGUCAGGACACGGUUAUAUUUCACCAGUGAGAGUCACGUCCACUCCCUGCUCAGCAUUUUCCGCUACGGAGGCUUGCUCGAUGAGGAGAAGGACCAGCAGUGGAAGCGUGCCAUGGAUUACCUCAAUGCUGUCUCCGAACUCAACUACAUGACUCAGAUUGUCAUCAUGCUGUACGAGGACAACAAUAAGGACAUCUCCUCCGAGGAGCGCUUCCACGUAGAGCUUCACUUCAGCCCCGGAGUCAAAGGCGUCGAGGAGGAGGAGAACGCACCGACUGGCUUCGGCUUCAGGCCGGCUUCUGCAGAGGUAGCGCGGCAGAAACAGACCGACCCCGGCAGCCUGGAGGACCUCUCACGAGAUGAGACCGACCGCGCCUUGCCGCUGUCUGAGCCAAUCACCAUUCAGAGGAAGUCCCCACUCAUACGCAAUCAAAAGACCGGAUCCAUGGAGGUUCUGUCGGAGAUAUCGUCCUCGAAAGUCGGCAGUUAUCGCCUCUUCUCGUUGUGCUCACGUCAAUCCCCUGAGAUGAAACAGAGUGGAUUAGGCUCUCAGUGCGCCGGGCUCUUCAGCACCACUGUCCUAGGGGGGUCCUCUAGCGCCCCCAACCUGCAGGACUACGAACGCGCACAUCGCAAAAAAUUCUCCAGCGGCAGUCUGUCCUACAAAGACGAGUUGUUGUCUAUGCCGGCAGUAAAACGAUUUUCUGUGUCGUUUGCAAAGUAUCCGACUAAUGAGCCCCUGGAGGAGCCCAGUGUGGCCCAGUUGUUGAGGCAUUUCCCCGCUGACCUCAGCCUGGACGGGGCGCUGGCCCACCACCUCCACCAGUGCUCCUACCACCUCCGCCUCUUCCGAAACUGGCUCAUCUCCGGCCAAGACCCCCUAGAGUACCUCCACGGCUUCGAAGGCUGCUCCAUGGUGCCCUCCAUCUAUCCUCUGGAGACGCUGCACAACUCGCUGUCGCUGAAACAGGUCAACGAGUUCCUCACCGGCGUGUGCGACAGUGCGGGGGAUCCGCACACGAGGACCACCAGAGUUCUGUCGGCCAUGUUUGACACACACAACCAGCCGUCGGUGGACUCGUACCUCCCUCAGAGAGUCCUCUCUUCCUCCAUCACUCUCAGAUCUCGCUCUGACAGACCUCCUUGGUACAGCAGCGGCCCAUCCAGCACGGUGUCCAGCGCCGGGCCGUCCUCCCCCACCACCGCGGACACCUCGCCACGCUUCAGCUUCAGCGAUAAGAUCUCCCUCACCCCUCAGAGCAGCGAGGAGACUCACUCCUCUCAAAACGUCUCCGCUCAGCCGGCGCCGGGCCUCGACCUGACUUGCUCCGCCGAAGUCCCUCCGACUCCAUGUACCUCGCUAGAGGACGACUUCAAGCUCUGCGCUGUUACCGGUCAAUGGCCCGAUGAUGCCGAAUGCGCGCAGGAAGGGCCUGAGGUGGCGCUCGCAGACGGCGACGCCUCCUCAGACGCUGGCCCGAGGCCGCCGUGCUCUGCGUUGGUGGAGCUCCCUCUGGCUCGGAUGGAGGGUUACUGCCUCCCCGGCUCGCUGCCCGUGCUGCUGGAACUCAGAGAGAGCAGCAGCGAGGCCGGCUCCAGCUCCCAGACGCCGCAGUCUCCCGAGGGAGCCGACGAGUUCUUUGACACUCUGGAGUCGAUGGAGCUGUGGAUGGACGGUCCGGAGAGCCUCCCGCUCACUGAGACACCGCUAGAGGCGGCGGCGGCGGCUAACGCAGCAGAGCCGUAGAGGGGCGGAGACUAAACAAACUCAGAUCUGUGUUCAACACCAUACAUGCUGUUCAUUGCCUUUUAAAUAAAGGCCCACUGGUUAAGGUCAUCUGUCUGUAAAGAUGUAGGGAGCCACUUGAUCUGUUACUGUUGCUUUGUUGCCCUUUUCUUAAAGCUGCGUUAAUCCAUUUGUUUUUGGCCACUAGGGGGCAGAAACACCCACCAAGCUGUUGAGGUGUUACACAUCCAGCAGAUUUAAUAAUGUUAUCAUCCUGUUGGGAGUUGUGUUUGUGUCCACGUUCUCUCUGUGUUUAGCUCUGGUUUGCUCUCUCCUGAGAGAAGAACAUCAUUUUAGCUGCUAGAUGUUCGCCGACACUGUUCACGUGCACAGAAACACUCCAGUGUGAACUCCCUUAUAGUGAUCAGUGAUCAAAAGGUUUGGGACAGAAUCAUUCCUAAACAAACGCUGCUUAAUAAUAAUCAAGUAGUCCACUUACACAGUUCAUUGUGUACUUGUUAACAGUACAGUAACUUUGAUUACAUUUAGUUUUUACUCCCACGAU